Messenger RNA from Peromyscus eremicus (cactus mouse), 1359 nucleotides. It is a transcript of the gene Litaf, whose product is annotated as lipopolysaccharide induced TNF factor. Bases 101 to 586 code for a protein of 161 amino acids. Gene Ontology annotation, molecular function: zinc ion binding. The record is from RefSeq and is a predicted model, not a curated record. Gene Ontology annotation, biological process: regulation of cytokine production. The transcript is spliced from 4 exons. Lineage: Eukaryota; Metazoa; Chordata; Mammalia; Rodentia; Cricetidae.
CCCCGCCCCCGGCUCGCCCUGCCUCCCUGGAUCUCUCCCGGCCCGCGCGCGCGGCUAGUGCAGACCUCCCGGCUCGACAGGCGGCGCGGGCGGCGGUAAAAUGUCGGCUCCAGGACCUUACCAGGCGGCUGCAGGCCCUUCUGCAAUGCCCACGGCACCCCCAACCUAUGAAGAGACAGUGGGUGUCAACAGCUACUACCCAAUGCCCCCAGCACCUGCACCGGGGCCAGCCACAGGGCUCAUCGCAGGCCCAGAUGGGAAGGGCAUGAAUCCACCUUCGUACUACACCCAGCCUGUGCCUGUUCCCAAUGCCAACGCAAUUGCCGUACAGACAGUGUAUGUGCAGCAGCCCGUCUCCUUUUAUGACCGUCCUGUCCAGAUGUGCUGUCCGUCCUGCAGCAAGAUGAUCGUGACCCAGCUGUCCUACAAUGCCGGCGCCCUCACCUGGCUGUCCUGUGGCAGUCUGUGUCUGCUGGGGUGCAUCGCUGGCUGCUGCUUCAUCCCAUUCUGUGUAGACGCCCUGCAAGACGUGGACCAUUACUGCCCCAACUGCAAAGCGCUCCUGGGCACCUACAAGCGCUUGUAGGACUUGGCCAGCCAGCCAUAGGGGAGAUGGUAGAUCCUGCUACCGGAAGUCACCUGACCCUUGCCCAGCUCACCCAGAAGAGGCCCCUUCCUUGAUUUCAUCUCUUCAUGGGCUCCAUCUUCGUGUCUUUUGCGGGGUGGAAAAGGUCAAAAAAGUAACAAACCUCCAAACCCCAGAAACUGCUGCUUGGAGUUGUGCCCUGCAAAGACGUGGACCUUGAUGUUUCAAGGGCUUACAGCCUGCCCAAGUCACCCCCACUAACUGUGGUUGUUACCCCAUUUACCUCGCCACUGAUUUGCCAUUGGCUGGCUCCUCUUCCUCCUCAGUGGGCCUUCCGGGUGGCGGUCUCAAACCCGGGAGCCAGUCUGCCUUAUUCUUCGCUGUUGGCCUGAUCUUCUGUCUCUCCCCAUCCCUGAUGGCAGAGACCCCGCCUUAAAGACUCUGUGGUUCUGUAAUUGCAGACUUCUCUGGCACUCAGAGUCACUUUAAUUUCAUAGGUUUUUGUUCUGUUUUCCAAGUGCACAGAAGGGCUGCCGACACCCACCAGACACACACAGAGAAGGUCACAAGUACAAACUAAAAAGAACAGUCAGGCUGGGUUUAAUCACACCCGUCCUGUCUUAGCCCUGCUCCUGUGGGGUGGGGGUGGGGGUCUUCUUCCUCGCAGUUUCUGUGAGCUCCUUUUGUUCUUAAAACACACAUAGAAGUCACUUGGCAGGGAGACAUUUCUACAGUAACUUUUGUGAUCACAAUACAGCCUCCAUUGUUUCAUU